AUGGCGCCGGGGUAUGCACAGCGGUUCCAGCCGGUCAUCUUCAGUGAUGCCGGCUCGAAUCUGUACCCGCUGUGUGAUCUGCCGAAUGAUACGCUGCCAAAGGCGCUCCUACCCGUGCUUAACCGCCCGAUGAUUGCGUACCCGCUGCAAUGGCUCGUCACCGCCGGCUUCCGCUCGUGCCUGCUGGUAGCGCCCGUCGCCGAGCACUCGGCGCUUACGGCUGCACUACGCUCGUUGUACCUGGUACCGCCUGGUGGCGCGCGCGAGGUCGAGGCAGGCUCGGCACAGGCGGCAGCUGUCGCGGCGUCGGCGUCCACGGAAAGCAACGUGUGUGUGACGAUGGGCGGCGCGACAUGCGCGGUGCCUGUCGGCGUGAGCGGCCUCGUUGAGCCCAUGCCGGCAGCGCCGGUGAUGCACGUUGAGCUCGUGCCGAACGGCCCCAAGGCCGGCGAGGCCGUGCGCAGCCUGCGCCAGCCCUCGCAGAUGGUCGAGCGCACGCGCUGGGGCACCGCGCAGCUGCUCUACUGGCUCGCCGCCACGCGUCAGCUGGACCAGGACCCCCUCGUCGUGCCUGUGGACCUGAUCGCGCCGCACAUGCCGCUGUCCAACUUUUUGACGGCGCAUCUGAGUGCCGUCGGCGAUUCCCCCACCGUCUCGUGCCUGUUCUACGAGCGCGGCGCUGGCGAAGGUACCGGCAAGGAGCGCGAGCGCGAUGGGCCCGCGAAUCUGUUCACUGCAUACGAUCGCGUACCGCUCCGUCUGCACGAGGGCAUCCAGGUGUGGCCCGGCGGCGCCAAAGAUACCUUGAGUGUGCACGAGCCCCUGCUAGUCAUGGACUCGGACGAUGUCUCUGACAAGAACUCAUCCGACUUGGAGCUGCGCAUGAGCCUGCUGUGGAAGCACCCCUACCUGCGCAUAUCGACCUCGCUCCUGGACUCGCACGUGUAUGCGCUGCAUCUCGCGCCCCUGCUGCCCCUGCUCGAAGCGCAUCCCGAGCUGAACCACAUCACUGAGCAGCUCGUGCCGUUCAUCAUCAAGUGCGGCUGGCAGUCGCGUCUGAGCGCUAAGGCCGGCUGGCGCCUCGAUGCUGCGCGCAGCACCGACGGCGCCUUGCCGACGUGGACCAGCGUGGCGGAUAUGGACGCCCUGAGCCCGCCGUUCCAGCCCCGCUGUGAGAUGCUCGUAUCGCGGCUGCGCCCUGAGCCGCAGCGCCCGCGGCCGGCCGCGCAAGUUCUCGAGGCGGAGAAGCUCAGCGCAUCGACGGCGGACGAAGGGUUCGUCGCGCGCGCCAAUACCGUGCCGACGUUCCUGGAGUGCAACCGCUUCCUGCUCAAGCUCGCGAGCUCCCAGGCCAUGCAGGCCGGGCUCGCUGCGCCAUUCCCCAUGCCUGCGACCUUGGGGUGCGGCACGGUGCCGUUCGAGGCGACCAAGGAGGACGAGAGUCCCAUCCAUCCCCGUGCGCAGCUGUCUGCCGACUGCCUCGUUGGCACAGGCACGCAGAUCGACGAGCGUGCGACGAUUAAGCACUCGAUCCUUGGCCGCAACUGCGUGAUUGGCAAGGGUGCGCGGAUUAUGCGCUCGGUGCUUAUGGACGGCGUCGUUGUGGGCGACAAUGCCAAGCUGGAAAACUGCAUUGUCUCGUCGUCUGCCGAGAUCGGCGAACGCGCACAGCUCAAGGAGACCGAUGUCGGGCCCCGGUACCUCGUGCCGCCCAACACCGAGUCGAAAAAUGAAAAGCUCGUAGUGUACGGCGAGGACGAGCCUCCUGCUAUGUAG
Molecule: messenger RNA, 1776 nt
Organism: Malassezia sympodialis ATCC 42132
Lineage: Eukaryota; Fungi; Basidiomycota; Malasseziomycetes; Malasseziales; Malasseziaceae
Gene: GCD1
Product: translation initiation factor eIF2B subunit gamma
Biological process (GO): cytoplasmic translational initiation
Cellular component (GO): guanyl-nucleotide exchange factor complex; eukaryotic translation initiation factor 2B complex
Molecular function (GO): guanyl-nucleotide exchange factor activity; translation initiation factor activity
Source: RefSeq, a predicted model, not a curated record